AUGGGGGGAAUUGCUGGGAGAAUACCUGGCGGCUGGCCCUUGGUACCUGAACAUGUUGAAACGAGACCACUCUAUUGCGAAACUAGACCCGGUAUCGAACAGGGCCGUCUGGAAUUAUGGAUCGACAUGUUUCCGAGAGACAGUCCCAAGCUUCCUGCAUGCAUCGACAUCUCUCCCAGACAGCCAAAAACUUACGAAUUACGUUGCAUAGUAUGGAACACCGAUGAGGUCACACUGGAUGACGUCAACGCUCUGACGGGUGAAGCUUCUAGUGACAUCUUUGUUAAGGGAUUUUUGAAAGCUGUUGGCGUUGAUGAUCUAAAGACAGACAUUCAUUAUAGAUCCUUAACAGGCGAAGGUAACUUCAACUGGCGCUUCAUCUUCCGGUUUGAUUACUUGAAAGCCGAAAACAAAGUCGUUUACAUGAAGAAAGAUCACGUGCUCUCUACAGACAUGGUCGAACACAAAACUCCGCCGAAUCUGAGUAUUCAAGUCUGGGAUGCCGAUCUUGUUACUGCAGACGAUUUCUUAGGUCUGUCUGCAAGACCAACAUUUCAAACCAACGCAGGCUCCAUAGUUUUGAAUCUUUUGAAGAUCCCAAGGCCCGCCAAAAAGGUUGAAAAGUGCAGCUUGAAAAUGGUCGAAGCGGGCACGAAACACCCGACCUUGAACUUGUUCAAGAGCAAACGUUGCAAGGGGUGCCGACCGGACACUUCCUUCCUCUGGUUCAUGAACCCGCUGAAGACCCUGAAGUACAUCAUCUGGAAGAACUACAAGUGGCUCAUCAUCAAGCUGAUCAUCCUACUCAUCUUCGUCAUCUUCUUGGUCCUAUUCUUCUACAACUUCCCAGGGGCGGUUGUUGAUAGGAUCGUUAAUAAGGUCUAA
Molecule: messenger RNA, 885 nt
Organism: Helobdella robusta
Lineage: Eukaryota; Metazoa; Annelida; Clitellata; Rhynchobdellida; Glossiphoniidae
Exons: 10
Coding region: 1-885 (294 amino acids)
Biological process (GO): plasma membrane organization
Source: RefSeq, a predicted model, not a curated record